AUGUUCCGCAAUUCCAUUAUUUCCGGUUCUCUUCUUUUACUAUCCCUCUUGGGUAGUGUCCAAGCUGCCAUUGUCUCAAUCGGAACCGAUGUUGACUUUAAAUUCCUUAAAGAUCAUGGUGGUCUAACACCUAAAGCUGCCGCCGAGAUGACCAACAAGCACAUUGAUACGGAUACAGACUCAGCUCUUAUCGAAUUUUACGCAAGGCAACAUCCCCACGAAACCAAGUACGUUUACCUGUUCCAAGUUGAAGACCCGAUAUUCGUGGCUGCUUGGAUGGGCUAUUUGGCAAAGAAACACGCUGCACAGACACAAGGGACCGAACCUCCCGCUGGCUAUACAGCAGAUCAAUUGGCAAAUAUUGCUCAUUUACCUAUUAGGAGCCUCCAAGGGUAUUGGAAGGUCCAGGACGGAAAGGCAACGUAUAAUUGGAACGAUGAUUCGUUUCGGGUGCAAAAGGACCACCAGCUCAAGGCACUGCUAGACGGAGCUCACACCAAGACCUCGUAA
This is a messenger RNA of Pyricularia grisea, 510 nucleotides long. RefSeq lists its product as uncharacterized. The transcript has a single exon. Bases 1 to 510 code for a protein of 169 amino acids. NCBI's taxonomy places the organism in Eukaryota, Fungi, Ascomycota, Sordariomycetes, Magnaporthales, Pyriculariaceae. The record is from RefSeq and is a predicted model, not a curated record.